This is a messenger RNA of Brassicogethes aeneus, 842 nucleotides long. The record is from the annotation of a GenBank genome assembly. Lineage: Eukaryota; Metazoa; Arthropoda; Insecta; Coleoptera; Nitidulidae.
CAAAAACAAGUCAAAUAUUCUGACAGGUGGUUUGUAAAAAUUCGUAUUGUUGUGAUGUUUCCUACAAAUCAACAGGUUGAAUAAGCAUUAAAAUUGGCAAAACUAAAUCAAAUCAAGUGUUGAAGGAAUAUUGUUUUCUUCAGUGUUAUUUUCUAUACAUUAUACGACAUUUUUGUGGUUCUUUUAAAAGUAAAUAUGGAAUAUGAUUAUUUGAUUAAAUUUCUUGCCUUGGGCGACUCUGGGGUUGGAAAAACAAGCUUUUUAUGUCAGUAUUGUGAUGGGAUGUUCAAUCAAAGAUUUAUAUCAACUGUAGGAAUUGACUUUAGGGAAAAAAGACUGUUGCAUCAAAGUAAUGGCCGAAAUAACAGGAUACAUCUGCAACUAUGGGACACAGCGGGACAAGAAAGAUUUCGCAGCUUAACAACAGCUUUUUAUCGCGACGCAAUGGGUUUUUUACUGCUAUUCGAUCUAACUAACGAGCAGUCGUUUCUAGAAAUCGUAAACUGGAUAGAGCAAUUAAGGGUCCAUGCGUACUGCGAAUGCCCUGACGUGGUAAUAUGCGGCAACAAGGCCGAUUUAGACGAAAAAAGGGUCAUAACGGAAUGGCGAGCAAAAGAUUUGGCAGAAAAACACGGUUACGAAUAUUUUGAGACCAGUGCUGCCAACGGUCAAAACAUCCACGGGGCUGUUCAAUCGCUACUAAACAGAGUUAUGAUUCGUAUGGAAACAGCCGUAGAUAAGGCAAUGUUGCCAGGUCGACGCGGUAGGGCUAAACACGAUUCCGAAGUUAAUUUGAAUGUGCCCUUACAGCAAAAAUGUUCCUGUUAAUGCGCAAUAUUUAU